UAAAGCUGCUACACCGGGAACUGGAAGUAGGACCGACUCAACAACAACCUAGCUUAACAAAACAACAACAUUAAAGCAACUCCGGUCCGUCUUCGCUUUAUUUUUUGCCUCUUAACGUGUCCGAGUCUUUUGAGCAUCUUCUCUAAUUCUCUUGUUGUGUUUUUAUAGAGUUGUAUCAGUGGGAGGAGGUGUUAGGUUGGGCUACUGUAAGUUAACGGUUAAGUUAAGGCUGUUGGUGACGUGAAGUGGGAAAGUGGGAUUAAAGAAAGUGGACUUCACAACCGGAACACUCAGAAAACAACAGUUCCAGCUAAAAAAGGAAGAGAGGAAGCUGAGCAGCCGCCGACGUGUUGAGUAAAAGCGCCGGGCGAGUGGAAAAGUGAAAGGAGAAGGUAGAAACACCAGCCCAGCGACCUGCCUGCCUGCCCACCUGAGAGUACUGCGUCAUGGGGAAACAGAACAGCAAGUUGCGGCCCGAGGUCCUGAACGACCUGAGGGAGAACACAGAGUUCACCGACCACGAGCUCCAGGAGUGGUACCGCGGCUUCCUCAAGGACUGUCCCACCGGCCACCUGACCGUGGAGGAAUUCAAGAAGAUCUAUGCCAACUUUUUCCCCUACGGAGACGCCUCGAAGUUUGCCGAGCACGUCUUCCGCACGUUUGACACCAACGGCGAUGCCACCAUUGACUUCAGGGAGUUUAUCAUUGCCCUGAGCGUGACGUCUCGUGGCGGGUUGGAGCAGAAGCUGCGCUGGGCUUUCAGCAUGUAUGACCUGGAUGGGAAUGGGUACAUCAGUCGGGCAGAGAUGCUGGAGAUAGUUCAGGCAAUUUACAAGAUGGUAUCAUCAGUGAUGAAGAUGCCUGAGGAUGAAUCAACGCCAGAGAAGAGGACAGAUAAAAUCUUCAGACAGAUGGACAUUGACAAUGAUGGUAGACUGUCUUUGGAGGAGUUCAUUAAAGGUGCCAAGAGCGACCCGUCCAUUGUCAGACUGCUGCAGUCGGAUCAGGGAGCCUCUCGCCAGUUCUGAGGACAGAGACAAUAACAGACACACACUCUCUUCAACACAAUCACAAAACUACAUCCAUCCAGCUUCGUGCUGUUCACCUGAUAGAGGCUCGGUCAUCAUCACAGCCCCCCCUCACCAGACAAUCCUUUCAUUCUAACAACACUCCAUGUCUUAAUGUUUACAUUAAUGGAUACUCCUCCUUUGUCAAUGUGGCUCCUUUCUGUGGACUAUGACGUGCUUUCAGUUGAGGUAUUUUGUGUAUAUGCUUUUCCAAAGCUCUUUCGCUUUGAAAUGGUUUUUACCCAUUCUCCAUAAGUGAAGUGCCAUAUCAUAUAUUUAUACUGACUGGAUUAUAUGCUCCCAAGUAUUAUGAAUCCUGUUAUGUUACACCAAGAGGAAACUAAUUACAUCACUUCUUAUUAUUUGAUUCAACUUAACUGUGUUGAAAAGUGGCUUAUUGUUGUUCAGGAUAUCAGACUUGUGGCUUAAAGGGAUAGUUUGGAGUGGGGUUGUACGCAGUACUCAUCCAUAGUCAGUGUAUUAUAUACAGUAGAUGGUGGUCAACACGCCCCGUUUGGAGAAGCAGGCUGGAGUCCGACAAGGAAGCUAAGCAAUGUACAGCUGUGGAUGGGGUCAGCAAGUAAACAAAUUGUAGCCACCGUAGAAAAGUCCCACCAAAAACUAAACAUUAAUACCACUUUGAAGGAUAAGCAGUGGAAUGAGCUGCAAUGGAAGCACACAGGGCAAUUAAACUACUCUGAUUACUUUACUCUCUCCAGAACUCAGAUACGGCUUCCAGUGUUGUUUUCCUGUAACAAGCGUGGUAUCUUGUGAUUUCCAGAAAGAGACUUCUGCUUAAGAAGGCAAAAACAAACAGACCGGAUCAAGUAAAAGGUAAAAAGACACUUACAAUAACAAUCUGAGCCACUGUCCAUUAAAAGUGGUCAUAAAAACUGUUGUUCACAUUGGUCUCUUUGAUCAAUUUACAUGAGGAAAUAAGGUCCAGGUUGAAAAAUGCUUAAGUGAUCCUUUAGGUUUACACUACAUUAAAAUAGUUUCGCUGCUUUAUCUCAGACAGCGAUAUCAGACAGGGAACUGAAGCCGUUACAUCGCUCUCUUCAACACCAGACUCCAUUGACAAAAACAGUAAUUCUGGCUGGCUGAACACA
This is a messenger RNA of Epinephelus lanceolatus (giant grouper), 2176 nucleotides long. RefSeq names its product hippocalcin-like 1 (gene hpcal1). Gene Ontology annotation, molecular function: calcium ion binding. Lineage: Eukaryota; Metazoa; Chordata; Actinopteri; Perciformes; Serranidae. The record is from RefSeq and is a predicted model, not a curated record.